AUGGAUUUCGAAAAUCCAUCCUUCUCUUUGAGAUUGCCGGGAUCAUCUUGCAUAGCGGCUGGUUAUCUGAGUUCGAAGAGGAUCCCACCUCACGGGAGUUUGAUGCUCGUCUCUGAAGAAGCUGCUUUUGCGUAUGAUGUUGCUGCUCGAUCCAUCCGACGCCUCACCAUGCCCCAACAUGCAGAACUCAACAGCGACAUGAUGCUCGAUGCACUAGACGCCUUAGAAGAGCGACGCGAUCAAGCACUACUACGGAUUCAAAACUACCAACACAUGAUCAAAGGAUACUACAACAAGAAGGUACGCGCCAGGCCACUGGAACUCGGGGACCAGGUCCUGCGCAAAGUGUUCGAGAAUACCAAAGAAUGGGGAACUGGAAAACUCGGCACGAAGUGGGAAUGGCCUUACAAAAUCGUCGAAGUCAUACAACCCGGCGUUUACCGCCUCAAAACUUCAUCGGGAGAACCAGAUAAGCGUGCCUGGAAUUCCAUGAACCUGCGCCUAUACCGCAGCUAG
This is a messenger RNA of Brassica oleracea var. oleracea, 516 nucleotides long. RefSeq lists its product as uncharacterized. NCBI's taxonomy places the organism in Eukaryota, Viridiplantae, Streptophyta, Magnoliopsida, Brassicales, Brassicaceae. The record is from RefSeq and is a predicted model, not a curated record. Bases 1 to 516 code for a protein of 171 amino acids. The transcript is spliced from 2 exons.